UCAGUACAAUCCUACAUCCCCAUAGACCAGUACUACUCGGAACUUCUCUAAUAAAACUACCCAAAAACAAAAUAUUUUAUAACGAUUUAUACAAACUAGCAAGAUGGAAAUAGACUAUCGUGCCAUGGUCCUCGAGUGCCUUCGAGAGAAUGCCACCAAUAUGCGGAUAGAGCACGAGGAUCUGGGACGUCGUAUUUCCAUUGCCUUGGAGAAGUCCCGGGAGAGUCUCGCCUGUAUCGAGAAUAUGAACAUGGAACUAAGAAAAAUGAAGGAAACGGUUCUCACCUCGCUGGGAAAUUUGAAUGAACCAGAACCAGAUUCAGAAUUUGAGAUAAAGUCAACUGUUAGCAGGCUUUUGAACAGGCUAUCGGCGACUGUAGCCGAUUAUUCAUUGGAUUAUGAAUUUUCCCCGGAAAUAAUUACGAUCUUGUUGGGUGAACCGGGUCAAGGAGUUUUGGAUGAACAAGUCAAGCCCGAUUUGGCUGAAGAACCAGUUGCUGAAAAAAAGGAUUCUAAUCAACCUGCUACCGAACAGGAAUAAUAAAUCAUAAUUUAUAUAA
Messenger RNA from Drosophila ananassae, 560 nucleotides. RefSeq lists its product as uncharacterized. The transcript has a single exon. NCBI's taxonomy places the organism in Eukaryota, Metazoa, Arthropoda, Insecta, Diptera, Drosophilidae. The record is from RefSeq and is a predicted model, not a curated record. Bases 104 to 541 code for a protein of 145 amino acids.